Peromyscus leucopus (white-footed mouse) is the source of this 1553-nucleotide messenger RNA. It is a transcript of the gene Rbfa, whose product is annotated as ribosome binding factor A. NCBI's taxonomy places the organism in Eukaryota, Metazoa, Chordata, Mammalia, Rodentia, Cricetidae. Bases 124 to 1170 code for a protein of 348 amino acids. Gene Ontology annotation, biological process: rRNA processing. The transcript has 6 exons. The record is from RefSeq and is a predicted model, not a curated record.
CCCACUCAUGGCUGUGGUCUUCCGGUUGUCCGGUCAUCUAAGGCUUUAAUCAUCUAAGGCUCACACACCGGUCAGUCGUGCUCCCUCCCACUCGUGUUUGCGGGCCGCGCGCUCCGAGGAGGAAUGUGGGCCGGGGCCGCGGGGCUGAGGGGCUCCUGCGCGCGGCUGCAGGCCCUGCGGGGCGGCCAUGCGGCCGCGCUCCUUCCCAGCCGCUCGCAGGCCCUGCACACCUCGGUCGCUUCCUGCGGCAGCAGGAACUUGCUCAAGAAAUUUGCCUCGAAAACCAGAAAGAAGUUUUGGUAUGAAAGUCCAUCCCUGGGGUCUCACAUGACUCACAAGCCAUCCAAGUUUGAGUUCCUCACAAAGAGCACCUUAAAGAAGGCCAAGAAGGAAGACACUGUCCGCCUGAAAGCCAUCAAUGGCCUUCUCUACAAAGCACUGACGGAAUUGCUGUGCACUCCUGAAGUGAGCCAGGAGGUCUACGAACUGAAUGUGGAGCUCUCCAAGGUCUCUGUGACUUCAGACUUCUCCGCCUGCCGAGUGUACUGGAAGAUAGGUGUCUCUGCAGACCGGAACAGGCACACGGAGGCCAUCCUGCAGAGGAGCGCUGCCUACAUCAGGCACCUUCUGAUGUCUCAGCAGAUCCUGAGAAAUGUUCCACCCCUAGUGUUCAUUCAAGACAAAAAAGACAUCAUUCUGGCUGAGGUAGAUCGGUUACUGGCGGUGGCCGACUUUGGACCCCUGGAUGAAAAGGAUGACUUGCCACAAGAUGGUCUGAGGAACCCUGAUGCCCUGCCAUCACAUGACGCCCUAGAACCAGCCGCACCCCCAAAUCUGUGUGGGAUCGACCACGAGGCACUGAAUAAGCAGAUAAUGGAGUACAAACGCAAGAAGGAGAAAGGACUCCCCUGUAUGAGCCUGGCACCGCCAUCAGGGCGGGAGCAGGCGCCUGACCUGACUCAUUUGCUGAGAAGGAGAAAGAAGCCACCAUCCCGCCGGCACCAGGACUCUUCCCCCAGAAGCUUCCUUUUGGGUGAGGAGGAUGAGGACGAGGAGGACAGCACCACAGAGUAUGAGUGCCAAGCCCAGGGGGCAGAAGAGGAGUGGGAAGCGGAGGCUAGAGGGGACGGCCUGCAGCAGGGGCUCUGUGACAGAAGAGAACAGGGCUAGGGGUGAGGCCUCAGUGCUGCCUGCCCGCCUGUGGGCCAGCCUGCAGCGUGUGGUCUGCACUUGAGAGACGGCUGAUGAGACGGAGCUCUGGUGGAGGCCAUCCUUAGCCGCUUGUCAUUCAGCUACUUGUACAAUUUCCUGUCCUAACUCACUGGCUUUUCUUCAACAUUCACGUGUAACUGAAAAAUAAAUGACAUCCCCGAGAGACUCACAGACGUGAUACAUCUUCCCUCACAGCUGCCGGCACAGACAGCCUGGCCUCAGCGGCAGGAGAGUUAUACACAGAACCGUAGGCCUCCAUCUGCAGAUCUCCACAGCCAGUUAACGGUGCCUGGCCCCUGGUCCCCGGAUGACUUCUUUUUUAAUAAAAUAUUUUGUGUGUA